Molecule: messenger RNA, 1599 nt
Organism: Carlito syrichta (Philippine tarsier)
Lineage: Eukaryota; Metazoa; Chordata; Mammalia; Primates; Tarsiidae
Gene: CUNH1orf74
Product: chromosome unknown C1orf74 homolog
Exons: 2
Coding region: 303-1094 (263 amino acids)
Source: RefSeq, a predicted model, not a curated record
AAGAGGGCGGGCCGGACUCGAGGGGUUGCGCAUGCGCAACAGGCCGUCAUUGCCGGCCUGGAGCAGAGCAGGCUGCGAGGGUCUUUCCUGCGCGGGCGGGGUUUUCAGUUUUGCGGCGCGGCGCCUGGGACUAGCCGCCUUCCCGGUAGCAGGCAGGAAGCCGGAAGGAGUUUCUGAGCCUGCGACUCUGUGGCGGAAGUGGAAGAAGAACGCCCCUCAAGUGUCUGGAGCUGAAAGAUGCGUCCCAGGGAAGGGAACUGUGCUAGCUAAGGAGGCCAUGUUUGACAUUGCUUCUAGAUCUCAUGUCAACACCAAGCACUCAGCUGCUGGUGGCAGCUGCUCAGCAGACGCUGGGCAUGGGAAAGAGACGGAAUCCACCUCGUGCUAUCUGCCUUCACCUAGCUGGAGAGGUGCUGGCUGUGGCCAGGGGGCUGAAGCCAGCUCUGCUUUAUGAUUGCAACUGUGCAGGGGUGUCAGAGCUCCAGAACUAUCUGGAGGAGCUGCAGGGGCUGGGUUUCCUGACCCUGGGACUUCAUAUCCUUGAGAUUGGACAAAACCGCCUGAUUAUCAGUCCUGAGCUCGUAUGUCAGCACUUGGAGCAGGUGCUGCUUGGUACUGUAGCCUUUGUGGAUGUUUCCAUCUCCCAACCUUACCCUUCUAUCUGCUCUCUGGACCAGCUUCAGGACUUGAAGGCUCUCAUGACGGAGAUCAUCGCACAUUUGCAGGGUCUGCAGAGGGACUUAUCUCUCGCAGUCUCCCAUAGCAAGCUUCAUUCCUCAGACUGGAAUCUCUGUACUGUAUUUGGGAUCCUCCUGGGCUAUCCUGUCCCCUAUACCUUUCACCUGAACCAAGGAGAUGACAACUGCUUAGCCCUGACUCCUCUACGAGUAUUCACUGCUCGGAUCUCAUGGCUGCUAGGUCAACCCUCAGUCCUGCUGUAUUCCUUUAGUGUUCCAGAGAGCUUGUUCCCACCUUUGAGGGACAUUCUAAACACCUGGGAGAAGGACCUCAGAACCCGAUUUCGGACUCAGAAUGACUUUGCUGACCUCAGCAUCUCCUCUGAGAUAGUCAUGCUGCCGGCUGUGGCCCUCUGACAUUAACUCUCCUCCCAUGUAGAAGGUACUCAGUAAAUGAUCAUCUCUAGUUUGGGAAUAGCAAAUAGGGAUCAUCUCAAGUGCCAAUUCCAAGCAUCUUUAGAACGCUAGCAGAGAAUGCUAUAAUCAUUGGCCACAUUUGCAAAGGGCAUGAGAAUAGGUGAUGGUGGUAGUGGUAGCAUUGGUAGUACAUAUUUGCCAUUUCUGUACUAAGAAGUCCUCUUGACAGAGAUAUCUUAAUUUUUUACUAGAUAAGAUGUAGAAGUAAAGAGAUGGCAGUGUAAAAGCAGAGUGGUGGAGGACAAGCAGAAUACAAUUGUAUGGUAACCUUGUAAAUAUAACCUGCCCUAUGUGGGUGUUGUCUGCCAGGAGUGUAGACUGUGGGCUUUCCUGCAUGCUUGUAUACUUCAAACUGAGUUUGACUAAACAGAGUAGACCUCCAGUGCACUUAAAUGAUGUGAUACUUGUGAUACUUAUUCAGGAAUAAACCAAGAGUUCUGAGGAA